This is a messenger RNA of Cyclocybe aegerita, 1533 nucleotides long. NCBI's taxonomy places the organism in Eukaryota, Fungi, Basidiomycota, Agaricomycetes, Agaricales, Hemipholiotaceae. The record is from the annotation of a GenBank genome assembly.
AUGGAAACCGUAAUCCUCCAGUUCAUCGGCAAACAGCUAGGAGCUGCGAUAGCCAAAGGUCUGGGCGACGAGAUCAUGAAGCAAAUGGGUCUUGGGAGCGGCGCCGAGGUCACAAGGAAGCUUGAUACAUUGCUCUCAGAGAUCAGGAGCUUGAAGCAGGACGUCGAAGAUCUCGACAAAGCGUUCAAGCUAUCUACCCGCUAUGAGAAGGUUACAGCCGCCCGAAAUGCCGUUCUCAACAGCAUGGACAACAUUCAGACGGCGGUUCAGUUCACGAACCAAAAGCUCCUCGACACUGCCAUCGCCGACCUCGCCUCCAAAUCCUCCAUGCUUGAUUUGCUGAAUGAUAUGCAUCGUGCACUUGCGGAGGAAGAUCUUGUCGGCGUGUCUGGCAACAAGGCGAUCCACUGUCUCCUCGAGCGUGCUUGGAAGAAGCUCCAGGACACAGGCAACCUCAAGUAUGGUGUUCGCGAAUUCAAGAAGGAGUGGGACCAGGUGUGGAAUACCUUCGUCCUCAUCCAGCGCGUAGGGACCAUGCUCUACCUCUUGAACCGCAGCAUCCAGCCGAAGCAACCUGGAUGGGACAAGGAGGGUGAAAUGAAGCACAUCGUGGACGAGUGCAACGCUCGGACGGACUCGUGGUGGGGAAUGUACACUGCAUGGAUAGACAAGGCGCGCGCGUACAAGAUGCUGUUGGAAGAGGUUGAAAGGCAGACGGAUGAGAAGGCACUGACAGUGAAUGGCCCCAGAAGGUGGAUGCUCCAGACAAAUUCGGAGAAGACCUGGGCCGCUGUCACUGAUUUGCAAUGGUUCCCUACCAGCAAAUGCUCUUUCUCCGUCCUCGAUCCGGCCCCUAUUCAACCAGGUGACUGCAGGCAAGAAUGGUCGCUAGCUUUCCAGCCAACCAGCGGCUAUUGGAGACUCGAGGGCUUUGAUAGCGGUGCGUACGGUCGGCCCUCUUGGGACUACUACGCACCAGAUCGCAAGCCCGCCGUUCUCUGCAGCACCCCGAAGAAGGACCACAGAAAAGACCAUCCCAACUGGCUCAUUCCCGCUGACAAGAUUCCGGAAGGAUGGAGUCGUGAAUAUCAAUUACUUCCGGUCGAGACCACGAACGUCGAGCAAGCACUCCUCAUCAUCGAGACCAACCGGUCGUGGGACAUGUCUCAGAAAGUUUACUCUCGUAUUCCUGCCGUUAUGCCCUUCAACCUCUCAGAUGAUACGAUCAAGAACCGCAUCAACGGUUGGCGCAAGGAGGGCUCCUGCAACUUCAUUUGUACCGUCAAGAACAUGACUUCGCGAUUCGUCCUCAUUCCAAACAUUGGCCGCCUGGACUGGUCAUUUUGGAACAGCUUCUGGUAUGAAUACGACGCGAUCCAUGGUAGAACCUGGUCGUCUUUUGGUCCCUGCCUACCUGGAAAGAACACCUAUCGGGCCGGGCGAGAGACGGGUAUCGCCACAGGCGCCACGUCCCUCAUUGCAUUCGACGUUCUCGAGACCGACGUUUUCAAAGGCGCCAUUCGCUGUUUCUGA